This is a messenger RNA of Paramormyrops kingsleyae, 10091 nucleotides long. RefSeq names its product trinucleotide repeat-containing gene 6A protein-like. Gene Ontology annotation, cellular component: P-body; nucleoplasm. Gene Ontology annotation, molecular function: nucleic acid binding. Gene Ontology annotation, biological process: miRNA-mediated post-transcriptional gene silencing; positive regulation of nuclear-transcribed mRNA poly(A) tail shortening. Lineage: Eukaryota; Metazoa; Chordata; Actinopteri; Osteoglossiformes; Mormyridae. The record is from RefSeq and is a predicted model, not a curated record.
UGGUUUAUCUUGCGUAGUUUGGUAACCAGCCGAACUGUGGCGUUUCUGGCUCAGUCGGCGCUCCGCCCCAGCUUAUUUCUGCUAAUGUGGCGCUGAACAGUAAACUUACUGCCCGCAGUGCGCAGCGCCAUUUGUUCCGUAGUCUGCGCUUGUUUUCCCCCUUUGCUCUCUUGGUUAGCCGCUUAACCAGUGCAGUUAGCUUCACCCGACCGGCGGCUACGUCGUCGCAACUUUCGUUUGCCGCGUCGUCGAUUAUGCUAUGCUAAGCUAGCAAACUCUCCAAAUACAUGAAUCGGGUGCAUCUUUCGCUAAAUUAUGCGAGUGUUUUGGAGGAAUGUGGGGAAGAAUUGUCACCACAUCGGAGUUGGAUGCUAUAAUCACCAAAGAAGUUGAAGAGAAGCUAGACAGGAACCCUGCACAAGAGGAGGACAUACUGUUGAUGGAAGCAGGGAGGACGAAACCGACACAGAGAGAAAAGAAGCUGGUUUGAAGUGCCAUCUAACGGGUCCAUUGCGACUGUCACCCAGUUCUCCUGCCUGCACAGCGGCUCCCUCCUUGCGACUAGCGCCGCCAGCGAUGCCAAGCGUGCCCCGCCCGGCUUUCCGCCGUGUCUCUGUCAUCGCCGCCGCCGUGAACGGGGACAGCUGCUGAACACGGAUAGCCUGUCCUGCCAGACUCGCCGGUGCCCUGGCAACCCGGGCACGGCUCUCUUCUGGUCAGUUGGGGGGCGUACCUCCGGCCACCGAGGUCCCUGACCCCACCCUCUCAAAGAACCUCCUGGACACAGGCAUGGCACCUAUCCGAGACUCAGUGAGCCACUCCCCAAACCAGACAGAUGUGACUCACAGCAGCCUGGGCACCCAGUAUGAGAAUCACCUGUGGAACUCUGGCUCCCCAGGAAGCGAUUCUGACGUCCCCUGGGGCGGUGGCGUCAUCGUAGGCGGGUGUGACAGAGAGGUCUGGCCCUCGAUCCACAGCGGCAACACAGAUCUAGCCUCGGAGUGUGUUGAUGGCGACUCCGCCUCCAGCUCGGGCUCAGAGAAGAAUCUCCGGGCGACUGUUGCCAAGGGCAAUGGCAGCGAUGGAAAACAGGCCCACGGGCCCGGCUCUCAUUUCACAGUGGCAAAUGGCAGCGACUAUGCUGGCAAUGGAGGCCUGGGGGGAACUUGGGGUGUGACACACAGCCCUGCCGUGGGUGUGUGCGAGGGCCCUGUGGAGGCCUUAGCCAGCGAAGGCGCUCUGAACGCAAACGCCUCCUGGUCAAUCUCGCAGAGUGCUGGGCUGAUGGGUGCCACACAAGCAGACCCCUCAGUCUGGGGGGGGGUGCUCCAGGAAGACUGCUCUGAGCCUGCAGCCACUGGUGCCACUGGUGGGCAAACUCAAAACCUUAACACUGAAAAAAACGGACCAAACAACACUACUAACGGCGUGACCUCCAGUUUACCAAACUCUACUGGUUCGUUGGAAAUGGACGAACCCUCCACGUGGCACACGGGUGCCGGGGUCGACUCCGCCCAAUUCCGGACCUCCUCCAUUGUCCCCGGAAACAGCAAGGGAGGAAACGGCGGAUCUCAUGCUGUAGUGUGGGCAGCGCAGACAGGCACUACCUACUCGAGUGACAAAUCUUCUGUCCUGGAAGACCCAGCUGCGUCUGACACUGUGAAUGCGAGCCUGGCUCACCCCGCAGCUCACGGUGCUGCCUCCUUUGGUAAUUGUGACGACGACAGCGAUUCCAGGGCUCAGAAUGGAGCGUGGGACUCUGGCCCCAGGGCCUCACAGACCAUGACCUGGAGCACUGGUGGCAGCGUUGGGCCUGCAACAGCCCCUCGUCCCUGGGAGAGUACAUCCUCCUCUUCCUCAUCUUCGUCUUCCUCGUCCAACGCUGGAGCCAGGGUCUCGAACGGGGAAUGGACAUCCAUGCCCGGUGGUAGACAGCGGCACCACACCGACAGUGCAGACAAGAAGGGAACAGGCGGCUGGAAGUCCCUUGAGGAUGACGCCCUCGGUGCCGUGGGGCAGCAGGGUCACGGCACCUGGUCCCGACCAGCAGGGGGCAGCGAAGGCAGUGCUGACAGUAGCACUGGCAGCCAUGGGGACCGAGAAAAGGAUGCUCAUCAUGGCAACGGUCGCAAAAAAACAAACCACACUUCAGGGUUGGUGCAGAAUAUGAUGUCACAGGCUGACAUUGAUCCCCGGGUCCUGUCUAACAAUGGCUGGGGUCAAACACCAGUCCAGCAGAACACCACCUGGGAUACGGCCAUCACCUCUAACAAAAAGCCAGAUGCUGGCACGGGGAGCUGGGGGGCUGCCCCCACCCCUAGCAGCAGCAGCUCGACAGCCACAACUAGAUGGGAGGAUCUGAAAUCUGCCUCGGGAUGGGGGGGUGCCAAAGGUCUGAGUGGACAGGACAGUUGGGAAGAUGGUUCAGCCAGAAAUGGCCAGUCAUCAGGCUUGAGCAAGGAGGACAAGUCUUGGUGUGGUACUCAGAAGAUGAAGCAAGGCUGGUCAUCUGGACCCGAGGGGUGGGGUGGGGAGAGCUCUCAGAUGAAUCACUGGGUGGAGCCCCAGAAAUCAGGAUCUGGCAGCUGGGACAGCGACAGUGACCGUUCAGGCUCUGGAUGGAGUGAGUCGGGCCAUCGCAGCAAUCGAUCAGGCAGUGCCCACUUCAAGAACGAUGGUCCAACAGGCUGGGGAGAGCCUUCCAAGCAAGGCGAGCAGAAUCGGGGCUGGGGUGAACCCACCAAGCAAAACAACCAGAACCAGGGCUGGGGUGAACCCACCAAGCAGAACAACCAGAACCAGAGCUGGGGUGAACCCACCAAGCAGUGUGAGCAGAACCGGGGAUGGGAUGAACCCGCUAAACAGAACAACCAGUGCUGGGGGGAGCCCAGCAAGCAGGGCGACCCAAACCGAGGUUGGGGUGAGCCACCCAAACAGAACGACCAGAACCAGGGCUGGAGUGAGCCCCCCAAGCAGACUGACCAGGGCUGGGCUGAGUCAGGAAGCACUGGCACAAUUCGACGUAAAGGUAUUGAGAACAGUAAGAGAAACCAGUCCACCUCUGGCUGGGGAGGUGAUUCCACCUCACAUGGCUCUCCAGACUGGAACAAGAUGCAGGAACCUGCGUCCGGCCCAUCUGGGGCUCCUGGCAACAACAAACCCUCUGGGUGGCUUGGUGGGCCGAUUCCAGCACCAUCUAAGGGGGAAGGGCCAACAGGCUGGGAGGAGCCUUCCCCUGAGUCCAUCCGUCGGAAGAUGGCGAUCGACGACGGCACUUCGGCCUGGGGUGACCCCAGCAAGUACAAUUCCAGCAGCGUCAACUUGUGGAGUUCCGGUGGCGGAGGUGACACAGGGGGUGACACAGGGACUCCCACAGGGACUCCCACAACUCCACAGCAGGCCCCGGCGCCUCCCAGCUCCUUCUCUGCGAAAGACAAGACCUUCAGUUCAGGGUGGGGAGAGCCGUACGAAAGGACACCGAAAUGUGAAUCAUCUUGGGCCGAGCCUCCCACUGGUCCCCCAGUCUCAGUAGACAAUGGCACAGCAGCCUGGGGCAAGCCAGCGGACACUGGGUCGAGUUGGGAGGAGUCCGCUGGAGGUCCUAGCAGCAGCUGGGGGCAGCAGUCACAGCACAAAUCUGUGCCCAAACCUAUGCAAGACUGCUGGGUUGCUGAGCAGGGGCCUGCGACGAGUCACCCGGCCUGGGAGGACAAGGGCCACGUGGAGAUCGGGAUGUGGAACAACGCCUCCCAGGAGACUAACCAGUCUGGGAACUGGUCUUAUAUGAAGAAGGCCCCUCCAAAGUUUAACAAGGUGGCCAACAAGACAGACGACACUUGGAUGAACCAGAUGGCAAAGCAGUUUGGCAGCAUUAAUUUCCCUAGAGACAGUCCUGAAGAAGCCCUCCCUAGCAAUAAGAUGGAAGUACCUGGAGGGACAAUGAUGGACAAGCGAGCAGAUGCUACGGAGUACAGCGGCAUGAUGGGAAGAGGAGCUGGCUCACGACAUCAAGUGAACAAGGAGCCCUCAACAGACCGCGGACCUUACUUUGACAAGAAUGUCGGGCCUGCGUUCGGGGGAGGUCAUGUGAUGGCACACGGCCGGAGCUCCCAGCAGCCCCCAGCACAACCCCGUGCUCAGGUGCCUUCCACGCUGCUCUCCUCUCAGGUCCCUCCAUCACUGCUGAAAUACCCCCCUAGCAACGGUGGUUUAGGCCUCUUCGGACCCCAGCAGUUGGCCAUGCUCAGUCAGCUCAACCAGCUCAACCAGUUGAAUCAAUUGAACCAACUGAACCAGCUCAACCAACUGAACCAGCUCUCCCAGUUGCAGCGCCUCCUCCUGCAGCAGCAGCAGCAGCAGCAGCAGCAGCAGCAGAAGAGAAACGUGCUAAUGGGGAAUCGGCAACAGCAAGAUCCACAGGGUCGACCUCUGGGUCCCUGUUCCCAGCUUCCCCCACGACACCUGGACCCUCCCCAGCACAAACAGCAGCACAGCUCCUCUCAAGCUUCAGCUUUUCUGAACCAGCCGACUCUGAAGACCUACCUGGAGAGCCUGGUUCCCCAGGCUGUGGCCCCCGACCCCCCGAGGGAGCAGAGCACGCUGGGUGCCUUCGCCUCCAGCUUCUCCCUGAACAGCUUCCCUGCCCAUGGGGGCCUGAGGCAGGCAGAAGCGCUGCUGCAACAAGCAGUGAGGCCCCCGCAGGCCACAGCCAGCCCGGAUAUACAUGGGCUUCUGAGUCCCACCCUGAGUAACGGCCUCGCCGGGCCGGACUCACCCCUCCAGACACGAUCCAGAAGGACCGGCGGCGGCCUAGACGGCAGCUCUGUGUCAGUGAAAGGCCUGAACUCAAACUUGAAUAUAAACACUCUGGAUCUGGGUUUCAAAGAACCGCAGCAGAGUCGCCUGAAGAAAUGGACAGCGUUGGAUGCCUCCGUGAACGCACCGCUCGAUCAAAACCCCAGCAAAUCUGGUGCUCUCUCCUCUGGGCUGAGGGGCGAGGACCCCCCCUUUAUCCCAUAUGACAUCAGAAACGGCAGUAGCUCCCCCGUCAGCCCGCCUGGAUCCGUGGGGGACGGCUGGCCCUCCCGUGCCAAAUCCCCUCAUGGUGCCAGCCAUGCCAACUGGCCGCCAGAGUUCCGCCCUGGUGAGCCCUGGAAAGGUUAUCCAAACAUCGACCCCGAAAACGACCCCCACAUCACUCCUGGCAGUGUGAUUAAUAACCUCUCCAUCUAUACUGUUCGGGACGUGGAUCACCUCAGGGACAGGAGCAGUGGGCCAACCUCAUCUCUGAACACCGCGCUGCCUUCAACUAGUGCCUGGUCAUCCAUUCGUGCCUCCACUUUCAGCGGUUCCCUCAACAGCACAGCACAAAGCACUUCAGCCAGAACGAGUGACUCCAAAUGCGCAUGGUCACCCGGUUCCGGCUCUAGCUCCAGCUCCUCCCUGGCCCACGAGCUGUGGAAGGUCCCCCUGCUCACCAGGACUGCGCCUUCCCGCCCUCCGCCCGGCCUAACCGGCCAGAAGCAGCCCUCAUCCUGGGAUGGCAGCUCGCUCCGCCUCGGCGGCUGGGCCAGCUCCGACUCCAGGUUCACCCCCGGUUCAAGCUGGAGUGAGAGCAGCUCAGCGCGGACAAACUGGCUUAUUCUGAAAAAUCUCACGCCUCAGAUCGAUGGCUCCACGUUGCGGACCCUGUGCAUGCAGCACGGCCCCCUGAUAACAUUCCACCUGAACUUGCCCCACGGUAACGCCGUCGUCUGCUACAGCUCCAAGGAGGAGGCGGCCAAGGCACAAAUUUCGCUGCACAUGUGCGUUUUAGGGAACACUACCAUUCUUGCUGAGUUUGCUAGUGAAGAGGAGGUCAGCCGUUUCUUUGCACAAGGCCAGUCCAUGGCUGCCUCACCCGGCUGGCAGGCCCUGGGUGCCCCUCCCACGCCCCGAGCCGGCCCCAUGGACGGUGCCCACGCCUUCCCCGGCCGCUCUGAUGCCGGCCACUGGAGCACCACUGGGGACCUCCAGGGCUCCUCCCUCUGGGGGGCUCCGACCUAUUCCGCUAGCCUGUGGGGGAACUCCGGGGAAGGUGAGAGCCGGGGGGUGGCUAGCCCCUCCCCCCUCAGCUCCUUCCUCCCCGUUGACCACCUGGCAGGGGGUGGGGACACUAUGUGACAUAGAACUGUGACCUCGGCGUUAACAACUAUUAACCAUAACAAUAACAACGAUGCUAAGAUAAUAGCGUUACAAAUGCGACCAAUGGCACUAGUUCAACCCUAACCCAUCCCCCUCCCAGCUACAAGAUGGUGGGGUCCCCCCGUGGAGAGAGAAAAAGUUACGCUUUUCUACACAUCUUUUCCACUUUGUUUUAGCCCAAAACAUAUCAGUUUCAAUACUUGAAUCAUGCAGGCCAAUAUUAUAAUGUGAAAGAAUACAUUUCCACUUCCAGGUAGUGCUCUUCAUGUGUGGAAAAAGGCUUCAGACGAGUUCAGUUAAUGUUUGUUUGUUCUUUCGUGUUAAUUUGAAUUCCAUUUUUUUUUUUUUUUGCGUGUUGCGUUUUUUUGCUGAUGAUGGAGAACGAGCUUUUAACUUUGCACUGAAUGUGGGUUUUCUGUAUAAUCUGCAAUAUUGAGGGGGCCGUCCGCUCCUGCAUAGUCGUUUACUCAAGGAUGUUCUUUAAAAAAAAAAAAAAACGUGUACGCUGUACUAUGCCUUGACGUACGCCCUACCUUUAUUGUGGUAUUGUGGAGUUUCACGAUCAAAAUGCUGACAUAGGAUUACCUGCUAUCGAGGAGUAAGUAUUGCACCAGUUUUGUGUUUGAACUAAAGAAUUUAGCUCUGCAACGUGAACUGUAGCCACAUGACUGGGGGUGGGGGGGAUGGCACUAUUGGGGCAGGCUUUUCAUAUUGAUUUGGGGGGCCCUUCUUGGGCCCUCUUGUUUACAGACUCCUAUGAGAGGGAAAGUGUUUGCUCUUCCUUCGUUUUAAAGUUUAAAAAAAAUCAAAUAAUGCAAAAACUUAAAAAAAAAACAAAAAAAAAACAACAAAAUCUAUAAAGUAAAAAAAAAAAAAAAGUGAGGAUGAAGACAAAGCCUUCUAUCUCUGGGAAUACUAAUCAGUGUUCGGCCAUUUGUGUGUGUGUGUCUGUGUGUGUGGGGGGGGGAGAUUUCCCCACCUUCCUUACCUUCCUCCUCUUGUGUUAAUCUAUUCCUCUCGUCUGCUAAAUUUAUGAGCAUGGAUCUCAGGAAAUGCACAGAUUCCCUGCGGAAACUCCUUGUAGGAUAAUCCAACUUUUAGCACUGACAUGAUGUAUAGCCCUGUAGAGUGUGUGUGCGCGCGUGCAUAUAUACGCGCGUGUGUGUUUGAGUUUUUUUUUUUUUUGCCGCCAAAUAAUUGCUUUAAGCCGGAUCUGUCCCAUAUACUGUCUUUUUACUGUCUGGCGACGGCUCGGCGAGAUCAGCUGCCGCCCCACUUCUCGCCCUUUGUGACUGUCGGACACGGUCCGACAACUAUGCAUCCUGUAGCCAAGUAGCCGGCGUACAGAAUCGCGCUUGUCAUGGCACCUCAAUGCGCCGUGUGCAGUUCUCACUGUCCUUGUGACGAAGGUGUUCUCCAAAAGUUUUUUUUUUUUUUCUAUUUUUUACGUUUUGGGUAACACAGAAGUCUAUCGCAUUUCAUUGCCUUGAUUCGAAUUGUCAAGUGGCUUUUAACUGUUUACAGAUAGAAUGAUUGUAACGUCUGCAGGUCGGUCCUUACCCAUAUUGACGCCGCCUCGUGUUUUUCGGCUGCUCCGGUACCUUGUCGGUAAGGCUACUUCGAGAUACCUGGCCUGUAGCUGAGAGACGGCAGUAGGCUAACAGUGGUGAAUGUAAUCUAUCGCUCGUAGUAUGACUAGACGCAUUUUAAAUAGUGUACAUAGAAGACUCAACAGACGAUACUUGCAAUAUUGGUUUAGUUACUGUGAUGCACACAUUCAGGUGCUUCACAAAGGAGGAAUAUGUAUUAAGCUGAACCAUGGACCUUAAAUGUCAGUGCCCCAGUUUUUUCUUUUAAUUGCUACAUUAUUUAAAAACAUUCUCAUUUUGGUUUUAAGUUGUUACGACCGGCUAGCCGUUUUACAGAACCUUGAGUAUUACCCAGACUUUGUAGUUGCAUGCCAGUAUUGAAACAUUAAAUGAAUCAUAAUUAAUUCUGGGUUCUGCAUUACUCUGUCCUGAAGUGGAUCGUACUAACCAGGGUGGAAGGGGUGAGACGGACAAAGCCUUGGAUUUGCACUUGGUGUUCAUGUGGAACGAGCCACAUCGUACUGUAUUUGUGUGCUCCUGAAUAGACGGGCACAGUCGCGGGGAGGUGGCCAGCCUUCCCAGGCUCUGCCGUCUGUCCUUAGUCUGUCCUCCCGGGUCUCUCGCGUAACGUGUUGAGCAUUCAGGCCUCAUCUGCUUUUACCACUUCGACUCGUGCUCUUCUGUGGGUUGUUUCUUGUUUUGUGUUUGUCCUUGUUCAUGACUCCCAUUACUACUAAGAAGCAAAUGCCCAUUUACUCUCUUUAACGAAUAUGGGGAUAACCCCCCCCCCCCCAAUCUUGUAGAGUGUCUUGUGCCCAGGGGAGCUCUGUGUGUGUGUGGAUAUACCUAUUCUUUAAGCUUUAGAGUGUGUGUGUGUGUGUGUGUGUGUGUGUGUGUGUGUGUGUGUGUGUGUCCACGGGUCACACCUCGCUCUGAUCCUGAGUUGGCUCGGCAUCACAGACCCCUGGACUGUCUCCCUUCUCCCAGAUUGCUGCUUGUCCAUAACGUGCUGGAGUUUGAGGAAAAGCCAGUGGCUCCUGCCUACUUCUUGCCUUCUGGCUUUCUGUAAACUUCAUGUUCAGCCCAUGUUUACCUAUCUAGAGCUUUUGUGUUUUUCUUUCUUUUUUUAAAUUGUAUAACAGAACCCACAGAGGAUAUGUGAGAACUUGUUGUCAUGCCAAAUUGUGGGGUGGGGGGGUCGAUUUAUACUACUACUCAUAAAAGCUGGACAAUGUUUGCUCAGUGUCAGCUGAAGAUGGCCGUUCGGAGGUAAAACACAUGCAAUCGCUAACCAAUCCUCCGUGCCCCGGAGCCAGGUGGACGGGGUGUAUCUGACUUUCAGCUUUUUGUAAUCGGAGAAUGUCAUUGUUUUUGUUUUUUUUAUAUAUAUAAUAUAUAUAUAUUUGUGAGAAGUACACCCUUGUCUUUUUCAACAGUCCCUAAUCUUUUACAAUGUGCUAAGCAAUCGACUUUACAUACUGUGAUCAUUGCUGUCUUAUUCUGAACCCCAAAAAAAGCUUUAGCAAAACCAGCAUAAAGAAAUACACAAAUGUUGCUUUGUAGAGUCAGCCUCCGUAACGAGGGACGUUCUAAGUCUAUGCAGUGUGAAGUUAAAGGCCUCUCUGCCCAGUCUGUUUGCUCUAUGUGCUCAGACCUUCAGUACAAACUGGAGCUAUGAGUCAGGCAUCAUUGAAUAUUGUGCCAUUAUUGAUCUGCGUGUGGUGAAAAUAUUGGCCAGUUGUAGCAUAAGGAGCAUUUUUAAUUUAUCUAUCCCCCCUCCCCCCCCCCAAGUCAAGCGGGUUGUGGAAAUCCAAAUUUUUAUAUAUAAAGAUGCAGUAUAUCAAAUUACGUUUGCUUACUCACUGGUCUUAUGCACACUGCUUUAAUAGACUGUUUAAUAAAUGUAUAGAACCAAUGUAUUUUACAGACUUAAUUUAACAGGAAGUACCUUUUACGCUGGUGUGUCUUCCUGGGGUGGGGUGGUAUCUGAGAAUUUUAUCCUGGGGGAACUGCACUUUUUGAAGGACAAUCCUUAUUUGUAAAGGCAUAAAUUGACUAAAGAGUGUCUCAUGCAAGGUAGAAACUCAGCUGUGUGAUGAAUGUUUCCACUUAUACUGUCUUACCCCCCCCCCGGCCCUUUUUGUUGCUUGUUUCGUUUUUAGUGCCCUUUAAUGAACAUGUAAGACAAUUUAGCUUAGAUGUCCAGUCUUUGACUAUGCUAUUAGACUGAACUGUUUGUAGAGGUCAAUGCUGAUCUGUGUCCAAAUAUCAAGCUGUAGAAAUUUGGUGCAAACCCACAAUAAAACCAAUAAGGGAACA